GCGGAGCGGCCGCCGCGGGCCGGACGCGCCCAGGUUACCGUGACAACGGCGUCGGCCGAGCGAGCUGCCCGGCCUCGGCGGACCCCGCUGCCCGCCCGUCCGCCCAUGCCGCGGAAAGCGCUGCGCUGCGUCCUGCAGCUGGAGCUCCGCUCGAUAACUUGUCCUGGAGUGCUGCUGAAAGACAAACAGGAACUUUAUCUUGGAGUCUUUGUACUUGGGCAGUACAACAAAACUGAAUGUGUCCCUGCAGUGUUCCCACUCUUCUUUCAAGAAAGACUAGUAUUUGAAAAGGCAUUUGCUAACAUAGUUGAUCCUGGAGACCUUAUGAAGUUACUGGAGUUUGACACAGCAGUACUUGAACUAAUACAGCUCGUUCCUCCAGUGGGAAAAGUUCUGGCUACGUACGAAGAAAAUACAAGAGAUUUCCUGUUCCCUGACCCUAAGCUUACCCAUGGGCACCGUGGUUUGGUGCGUGAGAUUUUAAUGAAGAGGUCCCCGUCUUUCACAGGAAUUGCACCAAAAUUGAGAUUUUCUACAAACUCCCUUAUUUCAGACAGUCUGUUAAGCUUAGGAAGGAGUCACAUACAGGCUGAUAUGAACUGGGUGCAUCAUUCAGCCCUAAAUGGAAAAAUGCAGACAAAGCUACCAAAGAAAAGCCCUCCUUUGGCUGAGAAGGGCAGGCAGAGCUCGGCAGUGAGGAGCUACGAGCAGCCCACCAUCGCCUCCAAGUCGCACUCCCCCUCCCCGUACACCAAGCGCCGCAUGUGCGAGCUCUCGGAGGAGGCCAGGCAGAGACUGGCCCACCUGAACCUGGGGCCUCACGAGUUCAGGAGAGACACUGACAAACCUCCCUUUGUCAUCAGACGGGUUGGACAACCAAGUCCUGGCAUUAAACUUCAUCCCUGGUGUUCCCUGCGAGAAAGCACAGCAGAAGUCUGGCCCAAGGCACCCCAUGAUCCUUCCCCUCUCAACAGCUACAGACCCAAGAAAACUGAAGCGAAAUCUACCAGUGGAAAAGGCUUGGACAGUUCUGCUCUUUGCAAGGAGGAUGUGAGCCCAGAUCCAUCCAACAGGGAGUCCCAUUCUGCUGCUUCUUUGGAGCAUUCAGCACCUCCAGCAGGUCAGGAGCCUUCUCCAAGUUCUGUGCUGAAUCGAUCUUCUCUGAGGGAAAGAUUUAGCACUGGUUGGCCUUCACCAGCAAAUGGAGAUGAGAUCCAUAAAAGAGUGAAAAAUAUUUUAAGGACACACAGUGCUAGACAGCGCCUAGUAUUUGAUGAUUUGCCUCAGACAAGAGAAGCUCCUUCAGUUUAUGUGCCCUUAACCAUGAGUGAGCUGCAGAGCAGUUCUCCAGUGCAGCAGAACGCUCCUGUUCACUUGGAUAAUGGUGAUUGUUGGUCUGGUCCUGCAGCUGUGUACAAAGAGAAGCCUCACAGAGCAAUCUUGGAGGAGACUCUCGCAAAAAUAUAUGGAAACAUGUACCAAAAAGCUGCUGGUGCUGUUUCAGACCACAAAACACAUUCCUGAGAGCAACUCACCUGAAAACGCACACUAUACAGUAUUUGUAACUAAACUUAUUUUUAUACAACAAUAUUUGUACUCUGUUUUUUAAGGUGUCUUAUGGUUAGGCAGGGUUUUGGAGAAAUGGGGAUUUGGCCUGGGCUGAAAAAAGGAAAUUAUUAACAUUCACCCUCCCAGAAAAGAAACAAAUAAUCCCUAACAAAAAAUCCUCUCCACAGUUAAGCAGGAUGGUGUUGCUCCUUUGAGAGUCUGAGCAUUGGGUCAUCUGAAGACUAAUAGGUCUACUGGACAUUUCUGUAUGACAUCAACUCAGGUUUCAGCUGAAGACAGUUCUUACUAAAAAUCUAAAUCUAUUUAGCAAUUUAAACAGAAUUGGUUGAAGAGGCAGUAUGCCCUGGUGGUCCAAGUGGGGACCUAAAGGGGAAAGUGAAUGUGAAUGUUGGUUUAAAAGUGACCCACCUAGGACAAAGAUAAUUGUUUUCUAGACAAUUGCCUUUGAAUUCUUGAUUUUGGACAAACUCUGGUACUAUAGGACCCAUAGGCAUGUAUUUGAAGUGCUUUUGAGCCCCUUUGGUCAGAAUUAGUUCUAAUACUGUGAGAUUUUAAAAGAAAACCACCCAGCCCAGCAGCCUUUGUGUGAGAUGAAAGGUUAUCUUCACACAGCUUUGCAUUUGAAAGCUUCCAUGUUCUCCUAAAUGCAGCCAUGACAUUUGCCAAUACACUUGUCAUUUUAAAAAUAUGAAUGAGAAAGGACUGUGCAGGGGGAAAGACCAGAGCUAGUCAGCAAGCUCCUUGUGUUCUGUACAGGCCUUCUGAAAUUUCUGCAUCACAAUCCCACCUAAUUUGGAGCCUGUCCUUCCCAGUCUGCUGGGAUCCUGUUGGCAGCAAUCACUUCGUUUUUGCUAAAGGCCACCAAAUGUUCAUCAGCAGUUUGAUGCUUUCCCCAGGGAUGGAACCUUUUCAGCCUUGCACUGAGCAGAUCCCACAUUAGCAGACCAGGGCAAAUUGCCCUUCCAUUGAAAAGCUGAAUGUUUUAAAAGGGCAAGAGUGUCCAUCUCCUGCUUCCCCCCAGAAUGCGGAAAAAACAAAUGCCUGUUCUGGCUGCCUCCCUCUCGGAGCAAACAGAGGCAGCUCCACCGAUGCCAUUUUACCUGUUGUGAUUAGAUAGAGGAUAAAGCUAGCAGUACAGAUGGCACAGCAUAUGACUGGAACCUGCCAGCAUGCCUACAUAAACAAAAAGUUGGUCUAUUCUGCCUUCCCUCCUUUAAUGCUGAGACAACAUAAUUGAUUUGAGAAAGCAGUUGGUGAGCAAUUCCGCUGGUGGGAGAGCACGUGGAGAGGCUGUGUGCUGCUGUUUCAGGCAAGGGCACUCUCAGAGGAAGUGUCUCACAUACAGACAUUUCUAUUUCUUGUAACUGUUGGACCAGUUGAAGUGGAUUAACACUGAUAACUUCCUGUCCCUGCUGCCAUUUAGCACAUUAGUGCUUUCAGAGGGCAUUAGUGGCACCGUCUCAUGCUAUGGAAAAGUGCCGAGUCACUCUGUGAGGUAGCAGGACGCUUCUUUUUUUGCAGAAGGGAAAAGUAAAACUUGCCUAAGCUGUGUCCCUGAAGGCAUGGAGGCCAUGGAGGGUUGUGCUACCAGGACCUGGUGUUCUCUGGCCUCUCCGGUGACCCCAUAUUAGUUCACAAAGGAAUAGUUUUCUUUCUGAUCAGAGUAGCUGUGUUGAAGUAGAUCUUAAAUAGGCAGGGCAGAU
Messenger RNA from Poecile atricapillus (Black-capped chickadee), 3272 nucleotides. It is a transcript of the gene SPATA6, whose product is annotated as spermatogenesis associated 6. The coding region runs from base 106 to 1524 and encodes 472 amino acids. NCBI's taxonomy places the organism in Eukaryota, Metazoa, Chordata, Aves, Passeriformes, Paridae. Gene Ontology annotation, biological process: motile cilium assembly; spermatogenesis. The record is from RefSeq and is a predicted model, not a curated record. Gene Ontology annotation, molecular function: myosin light chain binding. The transcript is spliced from 13 exons.